This is a messenger RNA of Penicillium malachiteum, 480 nucleotides long. RefSeq lists its product as uncharacterized. The record is from RefSeq and is a predicted model, not a curated record. The transcript is spliced from 2 exons. NCBI's taxonomy places the organism in Eukaryota, Fungi, Ascomycota, Eurotiomycetes, Eurotiales, Aspergillaceae. Bases 1 to 480 code for a protein of 159 amino acids.
AUGGCUGCCCGCGAAUUCAGUCUUUCAUUCGAAGUUUCCCCUCCUACCUCCGUACGUCCAGGUCAAGCUUUUACACUUCCAGUGGUUGUAUCGAUUCGACCCAUUGGCACACCUUCACGAAACGUACAAGCCCUUGCCGUGCACGCCUCUUUACGCGAUGAAUCCGGAGCCGGCGCCGCAGUAGGACUAGGCGGAAGUCUUACAACAAGUGUGCGCGAUGGUGCACUUAGCGGAUAUGCCAAAUUUGGACCCUUGACUAUCUCGCGACCAGGAAAGUACCGGUUACGUGUGAUGCUUGGUGCUGCUUCAUACAAUGGCGUCGUUACGAAGGAAUUUGUCGAUUCUGGUCUUAUCAUUGUGGGACCAACUGCACCAGCAGCUCAACGGCCAACUGCUACGCAAGUGGCUACUUUACAGCGGCUUACGGCUCAAAAAUUGGAUAUCACAUCUGCCGAUAUUGCGAAGUGGCAGACUGCGUAA